Molecule: messenger RNA, 713 nt
Organism: Helicoverpa armigera (cotton bollworm)
Lineage: Eukaryota; Metazoa; Arthropoda; Insecta; Lepidoptera; Noctuidae
Exons: 6
Coding region: 85-564 (159 amino acids)
Source: RefSeq, a predicted model, not a curated record
UAUCAUAUUACAACUAUCUUAGUACAGAACGGUCGUCAGUAAAAUAUUUCAAUUUAAAUAAUACCGUAACUAGAAGUUUUCAGUAUGAAUUGGCAUCAAUGUUUUUUUGUUUUCUUCUUUGGAAUUUUGAUAAUUAAUGUAUCGGAAUUUUCCUGUACUGAUCCACCUCAAGGAGCUAUCCCUGUACCAUUUAAAUUCGGCUACAAUGCCAACGAGAAAUUAAAUGUGUUAAUAACUUUAAAAAAUAUUCCAUCUAGCAUUACCUAUAUUAAUAUGAGGACUAAAAUGUUUAAUCUUCAGGAAUUGAGUCAUGAAACAGUUCCGGCAGACCAUGUGUUGACAGUCACUAAAACUUUGGCUUUGAAGAGAUCAAAAAUGUCUAUUCAAGCAGAAAUAUACGACCCCACUGGAUUGUGUGAAAAGAAAAUAAUCGUUGAAGGCAAAGAAGUUAAUUCAAGUCAGGGCAACCCAGACUAUUCAUAUAACAACAUUUGUUUACAACAACAAAGCUGUUCGAUUGAAGUGGAUCUAUCAAAAGCAUGCUCAGGUGAACAAAGUCUUUAAGGAGAAUUGAAAGGACUUUCUCCAAUCUUCAAGGACCAUGCUAUCAUAUGUGAUUGGCAUCCCUGCUUGCAGUAACGACUACCACAUUUAUAGAUGAACUACAUAUUUUAAAGUCUUCGGUUUCCAAAUAAAUAAAAGGCUUAUAAUAA